Messenger RNA from Saccharomyces mikatae IFO 1815, 1956 nucleotides. RefSeq names its product translation initiation factor eIF2B subunit delta (gene GCD2). The transcript has a single exon. Lineage: Eukaryota; Fungi; Ascomycota; Saccharomycetes; Saccharomycetales; Saccharomycetaceae. The coding region runs from base 1 to 1956 and encodes 651 amino acids. The record is from RefSeq and is a predicted model, not a curated record.
AUGAGCGAAGCUGAAGUCAAGUCAGGGUCUGCCACACCGGCAAGUAAAGCUAAGCAGGCUGCUCCAACGAUUACAUCUACAGAUAAUGGAGAAAAGAAACUAACAAACAAGGAAUUAAAAGAGCUAAAAAAACAAGAAAAAGCUGCGAAGAGAGCAGCAAUGAAACAGGCUAAUGGUAUAUCCAUCGAACAACAACAACAACAAGCGCAAAUGAAAAAAGAGAAGAAACAACUACAACGUGAACAACAACAAAAAAGAGAACAGAAGCAAAAAAGCGCUAAUAAAAAGAAACAGAAUGAGUUAAAUGUUAAGAAAAGCACACUUUUUGGUCAUCUAGAAACCACCGAAGAAAGAAGAGCAACAAUCUUGGCAUUAACCAGUGCAGUAUCAUCUCCAAAAACAUCAAGGAUCACCGCUGCAGGUUUGAUGGUUCCUGUUGUGGCCAGUGCAUUAUCAGGAUCUAAUGUAUUAACUGCUUCUUCAUUAAUGCCCAUGGGUUCAAACGCUUCAUCGGCAGCAUUAACUGCUGCUCCCGCCUCAGCAACAACAACUAUUUCCACCUCUUCUACAGCCCCUUCUGCUGGUUCCAAUUCUGCGUCAACAAAUACUCCAACAGCUAUACAACAAGAGAUUGCUUCAGCCAGUGCAUCUGAUGUUGCCAAGACAUUAGCUUCUAUUUCGUUAGAAGCUGGUGAGUUUAGUGUCAUCCCGGGUAUCUCAUCAGUGAUCCCUACUGUGUUAGAACAAUCAUUCGACAGUUCUAGCUUAGUAUCUUCUGUUAAGGAACUACUACUAAAUAAAGAUCUCAUUCAUCCAUCCAUUUUAUUAUUGACCUCCCAUUUAGCACACUAUAAAAUAGUCGGAUCCAUUCCGCGUUGCAUAGCUAUGCUAGAAGUUUUCCAAAUCGUUAUCAAAGACUACCAAACACCAAAGGGAACUACUUUGUCACGUAAUUUAACAAAUUAUUUGUCGCAUCAGAUAGACCUUUUGAAAAAGGCUAGACCCUUAAGCGUCACUAUGGGUAAUGCUAUCAGAUGGUUAAAGCAAGAAAUUUCGUUAAUUGACCCAUCCACACCUGAUAAAGCAGCGAAGGAGGAUCUUUGCGAAAAAAUUGGGCAGUUUGCUAAGGAGAAAAUCGAACUGGCUGAUCAGCUUAUCAUAGGCAAUGCCUCCACGCAAAUUGAAAACUCUACCACCAUUGUUACAUAUGGUUCAUCAAAAGUUCUAACCGAAUUAUUAAUGCAUAAUGCGAUUGGUUUAAAGAAAAACAUCAAAGUGAUUGUCGUUGAUUCAAGACCAUUAUUUGAGGGCCGGAAAAUGGCUGAAACUUUAAGAAAUGCAGGUGUAAACGUCAUGUAUGCUCUUAUUACAAGUUUGGAUACGAUUUUCAAUAUGGAUGUGGACUAUGUGUUUUUGGGUGCGCAUUCUAUUUUAUCCAAUGGGUUCCUCUACUCAAGAGCUGGUACAGCAAUGUUGGCCAUGAGCGCUAAGAGAAGAAAUAUACCCGUAUUGGUGUGCUGUGAAAGUUUGAAGUUUUCACAAAGAGUGCAAUUGGAUAGUGUCACCUUCAAUGAACUGGCGGAUCCAAAUGACUUGGUUAACAUAGACUAUGAAAAUCCAAUCGAAAGGCGUGGUAAUAAAGGUGCACUAUUAAACCAGUUCAUCAAGGAAAGAAAAUUUGAAAAGAAAAAGCUGGAAAUGGAGAAUAAACCAAAAGGAAAUAAAAUUGGAGGCAAGAAAGGAUCUGAGGGAGAGAACAAGGAUGCCAAUAAUGAAGGAGACAGCAACAAUAAAAACAUUUUGGAUGAUUGGCAAGAACUACCUUCGUUAAAUAUCGUCAAUAUCCUGUAUGAUUUAACGCCACCCGAAUACAUUAAGAAAGUCAUUACCGAGUUCGGGGCUUUGCCACCUUCAUCUGUACCUGUUAUCCUAAGAGAGUACAAAGGUUCCGCAUAA